This is a messenger RNA of Tigriopus californicus, 1545 nucleotides long. RefSeq lists its product as uncharacterized. The record is from RefSeq and is a predicted model, not a curated record. Lineage: Eukaryota; Metazoa; Arthropoda; Copepoda; Harpacticoida; Harpacticidae. The coding region runs from base 424 to 1431 and encodes 335 amino acids. The transcript has 6 exons.
CCAUCACUGAAUGGAGGGAUCAAAACUUGCUCAUGGUCAUGAUUCUUUUCUCCUCGUAAAAAGCCUGGGGCUAGAAUGAUAUACACCUCGGGAUAGAAGAGCGUCUUUCUGCUCUUGUACACUCAAACUACUUAGCCUUGGAGUACUAAGUCUUAAAGGUACGAGUUCGAUGCGAGGCCUUUGUGGACCUAGGAUGAGAAGCGAGCUUUUUCCAUAAAAGACACCAAAACUGAAAGCGUAACAUCUCCACCGGAUGGGAGGAUUUUUAUUUCUUCUCGUUUGAAAAUGUGUUUUUUGACUGUACCGAUUUUCCAAUUGUCAUUCCGUUGAUUUGCGACUCGAUGGCCAUGAGAUGCCAAUUUUGGCAUGCAGACUGACUAUAUCAUUCCAUAGUGAGUGUUGUAUGUUUUUCAGUCGGCGAGAAUGAAGACAGAGCGCAAGUUUGUACUCUUUCUCGUCCUGCCAUGCCUUUUUGAAAAUCCAAUUGCCGCCUUUCAGAUCUCGAAACCAUUGGAAUGUGAAGAUGACAACAUUUGUAUUAUCCAGUCCACCUUGAUCUCACCCGUUUGUGUCGGAGGUUUCUGUGUGCCCAGGGCCGACCUUCAUAUGGACGUCUGGAUCUGUACUUAUUCCAAUGCGACACUCCCAAGUCGUCGCAUUCUGGUACACGUGGACGACUCACUCUCUGGAAAAGGAUUGGAAAAGGCUAGCGUGACGUACCAAUGCCUUAAUGGAAGCACCACGCUUCAAGGCAUGGAAGUGACGAGGGAAAACGGCUUAGCCAAUCUGACAGUGUCACCAGAUUGCUCGGAAAUGAAGGUGGUGGUUAUCUCUGAUGGUUACGCUGAAGGUCAAGCCAUCGUUCCAAUCAAUCAUGACGACCUCGAGGCUCACCCGGAUCUCGGUGAUGGCAAAGAAAAUGAACGACGUGACACGGAAAUUAAUCUCUCUUUGGCGCCAAAGCAUUUUGGAAAGGACGUGAUCAUUCGGGCAGUCCUUAAUUGGGCGUCGUACCGUCGGGAUUUGGACCUUCAUGUGGUGGCCUUCGAUCCCAAAGGUCAAGUGAGUUGCCACGUAAGCCACUCCAAGAAAUAUUGCCCUCACAUGUCCUUGGACCGAGACAACACCAAAACAGGAGACCAUGGCUCGGAAACAAUUUCUUUUACCAGAGGAUCUGCCAAAAAGUAUUUGGUCUACGUCAAAGUUUACCCAGAAUAUCGAUACCUGUAUAAUUCUGGCGCAAGGAUUACUUUGUAUUCCGUGGGAUCCAUCACAAAACCAGUAACCUUGUCAGGGGUUACAGAGAACGACAAGCAGCGUGUUUGGUUGGUGGGAUGUUUCCUUGGAAGUCUGGGCCUGAAAUCUUGGACAGAAAUUAACCUGCCCCUGCAUCGAAUACCAAUCAAUUCAGAUUGCAACCCAAUCACUUAAUCCGGGGAAUGGUGUCGACAUGUGAAUUGGCAACAUGUGUAUCAUCAGCAAAAAAUAGAACAAAUUUCACGUUUAAUAUUCAAAGCUCUCUGAAAAUAAAUGCAAGAAUGGACA